CUUCUCUCUCUCCCCCACUCCCUCCCAGCGCUGCCCGUCGUCGUCGUCGCCGUCUCGCCGCGUCUCCUCUCCGUCCUCGUCCUGGCACAGCUCUGCCCUCCCCGGUGCCGCCGUUCUCCCGUCUCGUCGCUUCUUCCUGCUUGCGUCUCGCGCCAGCGUGCAGGCUGGCACUUUGUCGCCACGCACGUCCUGGCGCCGCGCAUGUCCGCGCACGCUCUUCCUCUCGGGGUAAGGCUGUGCACGGCGCAUGCGCAAAGUCUCACAUGCGGUGCCCUGUUGCUUCGCAUUCCUGCGAGCAGACAUGCGGGACCGCAGAGACUUCUCCCUAACCCUAAGUCAUCUUGGCCGUGGCUUGUCGCUGCUGUUGCGUGCAUGCGCAUUGGUGGGCGGCAACACGGCCGGGCGCGUUGGCAGCUGGCCGCCUCCCGUCUGGGCGGGCCAAAUCAUAUGUGUCGCGCGCCCUCCCUCUCCCAAGCUGCUGCUCGGCUUCGCGCGUUCCUUCGUUGCUCGGACGCCUGUUCUUUGCGGAAAGGCCGCACAAGGGCGCGUGGACGAGCACGGCGAGAGUAUGCGUCUCCCCUCUCCCGGGGGGGAGAAGGCGUACUCUCAUGAAAAGGGGGGUCUUCUGCAAAGCUGUCUUUGCCCCCCACUCGUGCGCGGGUACUUCCUCUCUCAGGCUGUUAUCUGGCGGCGGACAACCCACAAAGACCUUUGGCGCGGUGCGUGGUUGCUGUGCUAGUUUGUGCGCUGGUCGUGCGGGGCGCAAGAAGGGAGCAAGGAUGAGGCAGGGAGACACAUGCGCGUCCGAUUGUCCUCGUCCACACGUGGG
Molecule: messenger RNA, 829 nt
Organism: Tilletiopsis washingtonensis
Lineage: Eukaryota; Fungi; Basidiomycota; Exobasidiomycetes; Entylomatales
Exons: 1
Coding region: 248-739 (163 amino acids)
Source: RefSeq, a predicted model, not a curated record